AUGGCGGACGUUUCUAUGAAGAAAGUGAAAGAUCUCAUCGCAAAGAAAGAUGCUAUUGAAAAGGAAAUUAAGGAGUUUCAAGACGUCCUAGACUCGGUAAGAACUCUUGACUUUGAUUGGAUGUAAAAGUUGCACCAUUGAUAAAUUUUUUGGUUUUUUUUCAGCAAAAAGGAGUUGGGAUGAACGAAAAGCUGAUUGACGAAGAAAAUUACCCUCGUUCAGACAUUGAUGUUUAUACCGUGAGAGUCGCAAGAAAUCGGAUUAUAUGUAAGAAAUAUAUUUGUUUCGUGUAGUUUUCUCGGAAUAUGGAAAAACAUAAUUCUGGUGAUUACAGAACGUUACCAUUACAAAUGAAAUUUCAACCGAAAUUUUGCUGACUAAUGUCAACUGUUUUUCUUUUUUAUUUCAUCAUGACAAAUAGGUCUUCAGAAUGACCACAAGGCGCUGAUGAAAGAGAUAGAGGAAGGAAUUCAUGAAGUACAUGCUCAAGCACGAGAACAAAAAAAUAAACAAGAGACUCAACAAGACAAGGAAGUGGAAGGUAGCAAGGCUCAAUCACUUAACUCAUUACGCCGUAAAAUAAAAAAGUACCAGUAUCAAUAUUCUCCAUACUCUUCUUAACACAUUUCUUAAGGUGCUGACAAAGAGAAUUUGUUUGAAGAUCGAGAGCUUCUUUAGUUGGUGAUCAUUUCCUGUAUUCUCAUGACCUUCAUGUGUGAUUCAGGGGUGAUAUUGUUGAGAGAAAUUAGACACCAGUCUCUCUUUAGGGUCAAAGGGUUAAUUAUCAAUCAAUUAAUGUGUUUCCCUCCUGUUAAUAUAACUUUGUGUCACAUGUCAAUAAAUUGAUACCUUCUUAGAAAAAUCAUUUUUAAGACUUAGUAAAGAAAAAGGCAUCUAAUUAUCAAUGAACACUCUUAGACAUGGCCAUGGAUAUAUUUUCAGAUAUUUCGACCAAACUAAAAGCUUUCCUCAGAGUGGAUUCAGUAGCUAAUGCAUCACCAUCAUUCCAAGCUGUGAGUAUUUUAUUCCAUGUGUUCACUUUGCUCCUUACUGUCAUUUUUUUUUUGUUUUUUUUGUUGUGAACUGUUAGGUAAAUGACAGACUGGUCAAUUCUUGCUCUCUCUUUUGUAGGGUUUGAAAGUUGGUGAUCGCAUUUUACAAUUUGGUUCGAUAAAUGGUGAAAACUUUCACAGCCUUGCAGACAUAGCUUCUAUUGUACAGCACAGCAAAGGGGUAAAUAAUAAGUUUGUUGUACAUUUUGUUGUUUAGGUGUCUCAAGUUAAGCUAGGUUGGGUUAAUACAUUCAGUCCUUUUUUUAUUAUUAUUUUGUUCUAAAAAUGGUUUGUUUCAAUUUUUGUUAGUCUGAUGUAUUUCACUGCAUGAUGCAAUAAUAUUAGUCAUUGGUUCUUUAAAUAAACUGUGGCUUUGAAGCAUUUUUGUACAAUCUGUGUAUCAAAUUAAAUUAAUCUCUAAUACUUUGUCUAGAGACCAGUGAAUGUAACUGUUGAAAGAGGAGAGGGAACAAAGGCAAUCACUCUUACUCCAAACACAUGGAGUGGCCAAGGACUUCUAGGGUAAGACAUGCAUUCAGACAUUCUUUUUUACAUUUUCAUAUCAUUUCCAGUAUAGUAAGCCAACAGACUUAAGAAUAUUCUGUUGUUCUCAAAUGUUCUUAACAAUAACUGUGGUACAUCCUGGUUGAUAAAUUUUUUUUUACUUUUUUUUUUUAACAACAUGAAAAAUUUUGAAUUUAUUUUCAGUUGCCACAUUGUACCUGUGAAAUAGAAGCAAGUUUUUGCAAGUUAGUUUGUUAACCAGCAAGUUAUCAACAAAGAAAACUAUGCCAGCAACAUUCAAGCCCAAAUUUUAAACUGUUCAUAUCCAACUGGGUAAACAAGUUAGCAAUGUGAAGGAUGUUAGUCCAGGACAGAGCAUCAAGCAAAGUAACUCCAUAUUUUGAACCUUCUGAUGAAUGAGAUGGCAUGAAAAGCCCUUUGUGUAUUGCUCCUAUCUUGCACUGCCCUAAACAACAACGGGGUAUUUCACUUCUACUUGAAAUUUUUAUAUACUGUACCGCUGGGAAUAGACAUAUUAAGUUAUUAACAAGUGACAGUGUAAUAUGACAAAUUGUUUGACAUGCCAAGGUUAUGUAAAGUAUAUGUACAGUAUAUGUACCGUACCAAAAAGCUCAUAAGACAGUACAUUACCCAGUAUGUUGCAAUAAAAUACAGAAACAUUUCUAAUUCAGUACAAUCUGGUCACCUUACCUUCUUACAAAUUAAAUUUGACACAGUAAUAAUUUCGGCCUUUUGUGUGCAAAGAUUUUUUGAAGUUGUGUUGUAAAAGUAUAUGUAAUUCACAGAGUGUUGCUGGGCUCAAAUUUUCAGGUUUAUUAGUUACAAUCUGACCUCAUUUGUGAAUGAGUACGUAACAUUUGUGACUUUUGGAAACUACAUUUUGAGGAUAAUCAAAUCAAUUAACAAGUGUUUUGAUCAAUAAGCUUUCUGAAAACAAAGCAAUCGUACAAAUAGUUUUUCCCCAUAAAAAUCAUAGUUGAACAACUUCUUGUCCCUAGUACCCUCAGGAGUGACCUGUGAGUUAUUUACCUUUACAAUAUCCACACUUUGUGAAGAGGAAAGGCAAUGAAAAGA
Molecule: messenger RNA, 2651 nt
Organism: Pocillopora meandrina
Lineage: Eukaryota; Metazoa; Cnidaria; Anthozoa; Scleractinia; Pocilloporidae
Source: the annotation of a GenBank genome assembly